AUGUCGCCAUUACGAAAAGUUUCUCCUCCUGCAAAGGUUGAGAUGCGCAAUUCUCAACAACCUCUUAUGGAAAUGGUCCAAGCUGGACGCUCAAAUGUGUCGUUAGCAAUAAAUAUCAACGCGGGCCCUUCGAAUUCACCUAGUUCUACUACAGAUAUUGUCAGACCGGAUUCACAAAGACUUUCAAAUACUCCGCCAAUGGAAAGACGUGCAUCUAAUUUAAUGACGAAACAAAAGUGGUCUAAUGGUGGUACGAUUUCACCUGCAGGUUCUUCUUCUUCUGGAGAUCUACCUCUUCCUACAUCCACAGAUUCGAGUGGAAAUACACCAAGCAAUGGAAAUACAAAUAAGAGAGGAAAGGGUCUGAGUUCUCCGCAACAACUUCUAAGACGAAAAUCAGAAUUGGCAGGAAUAGGUUUGCAGAUUGGAGAUCCAUCACGAACGGGUACACAAAAAGGAUUAAAAGAUCUAGGCCAUGAUUACUCCCGCUAUCCCAAUUCUCGCACACCAUCUUCAUACGGUUCGGAACUAAAUGCUCCUCGUCCACUUUUUAUAUCUGAAGCGUCUACAUCCUCCGACUCCUUAUCCUCUUCUAUACCUCGAAAUCCCUUUCGCGAUUCCAGCGCCGCUCUCAUCGAUAAUCCUGAAAAAUGGAAUUAUCCCGACGACCGCGUAGCAGCAUUCCAUCCCUAUUUUGGAGGUGAAAAGGGAUUUAUACUAUAUGAUGAUGAAAUUGAAGAUGAUGAUAAUCUUCACAUGCCGAAUGAAAAUGAUGAUCGGGAUUUUAAACCUACGUUUCAUGAAUGGAUGGAAAAGAAAAGUUUGAUAAAUGCCAUUGGAGGGGUUUUAAUGGUUAUUGGAUUGCUUUGUGUUUUUAUCUUGUUGCCGGUGUUGACUUUUACGACGAGGGUUUGGGGGACCGGAGGAGGUGGUGGUGGGAAUUAUGUGGAUUAUGGACCGGCGUGGGCGCAUGUUAAUAAUAACUUAUCCCUCCUGCGCAAUGUUCGCACAACCCUAAUCGAUCCCGACACACCCCAAGCUUCGAGAACCAGAAAAUCAACAUUUAAUGGGGAACUCUCCAAUCUGGUUUUCUCGGAUGAAUUUAAUAAUAAUAAUCGAACUUUUUAUCCUGGGGAUGAUCCAUUUUGGACGGCGCCGAAUAUUUGGUAUGGGGCUACGCAGGACAUGGAGUGGUAUGAUCCCGUAGCCGUCACAACUGGAGGAGGCACUCUGCAAUUACGCAUGGAUGCUUUUGCAAACCAUAACCUCGGAUACCAAUCCGGUAUGCUUAACUCUUGGAACCAACUUUGUUUCAAAGGCGGUAUCCUCGAAGUAUCCAUCUCCCUUCCAGGCCCCUCCGCAGUUCCUGGUCUCUGGCCCGGUGUCUGGUCCAUGGGUAAUUUGGGUCGUCCAGGCUAUAAAGCUACUACCGAAGGCGUGUGGCCUUACACCUACAACUCCUGCGAUUACGGUAUUACCCCAAACCAAAGUUCUCCCGAUGGACUUUCCGAGCUCCCAGGUCAAAAACUCAAUUCCUGCACAUGCAAAGGCCAAGAUCAUCCCACCCCCGGAACCGGUCGCGGAGCCCCAGAAAUCGACGUCCUAGAAGGAAGCGUCGAUCCCAAUAAUCGCAUUGGAGUCGUAACACAAUCAUUUCAAGUCGCUCCCUUUGACGUCUUUUAUCGACCCAAUCACGCAUUCCCUCCAAAUCCCAACUACAACACCACAAAUAUGAAUUCGUAUUGCGGCGGUCCUUUCCAACAAGCGAUCUCCGGCACCACCCUCCUCAACAACGACUGGUACGACGGCCUCCAAUACCAAAAAUACGCAUUCGAAUACACCCCCGGCGUUUCCUCCACGGGCAAAAUCGCCUGGUUCGUCGGCGACGAACAAACAUUCAUGAUGGACGGCCGCGCCAUUGGCCAAAACGGAAAUGUAGCCCAGAGACUCGUAAGCGAGGAACCCAUGAGUGUGAUUCUCAACCUGGGCAUCAGCGGCGCCUGGAGUCAGAUUUUGCUCGGCGAUCUGAGGUUUCCGACAACCAUGCACGUGGAUUAUGUGAGGAUUUAUCAGCGCGAGGGGAUGGAGAGCGUCACGUGUGAUCCGAAAGGUUGGGAGACGACGGAGUAUAUUGAGAAACAUCCGGUGGCGUAUCGGAAUGCGAAUUUGACGGCAUGGAACCAAACAGGCUACGAAUGGCCUACCAAUUCAUUGAUGAAUGAUUGUUAA
Molecule: messenger RNA, 2229 nt
Organism: Botrytis sinoallii
Lineage: Eukaryota; Fungi; Ascomycota; Leotiomycetes; Helotiales; Sclerotiniaceae
Exons: 5
Coding region: 1-2229 (742 amino acids)
Biological process (GO): (1->6)-beta-D-glucan biosynthetic process; fungal-type cell wall organization
Cellular component (GO): plasma membrane; endoplasmic reticulum membrane
Molecular function (GO): glucosidase activity
Source: RefSeq, a predicted model, not a curated record